Cutaneotrichosporon oleaginosum is the source of this 636-nucleotide messenger RNA. The record is from RefSeq and is a predicted model, not a curated record. Lineage: Eukaryota; Fungi; Basidiomycota; Tremellomycetes; Trichosporonales; Trichosporonaceae.
CAUCAUCCUUCUCGCUUCCCGUCCGCCGAGCACGUCGCGUUUCUCAACUCUGCAUCCAACACUACGACACGACAAUGGAGCGCAUCCUGCAGAACCCAGAAGAACUGAUCCGCAUCGCCAAUAUGGCGGUCGGCGGCCUCUGCAUCGCCGGCGGCAUCGGCUCCAUCAUCAACCUCUCCUUCUCCUCGAUCAUUAUUGGCGUGUACGAGAUUCUCGCCGGCGUAGUCGUGCUCGGCAUGGAGGUGCGCAAGCCGUCAAAGCACCAAAAGGCGCUCGUGGCGCAGUACGCGAGCUUCAUGCACUCGUUCAUUGGGCGGGGUGUCUUCUACCUCCUCAUGGGCGUGCUCAUGCUCAACUACCACACGCUGCUCAAGGUGUGCGGCUCGAUUGUGGGGUUGGUAGGCCUCGCGUUCGUGGCGCUCCACUUCAUCCCUGCUGUCGACACGCCGAGCACGAUGCGCGCGCCAGACAACGACCCCGAAGCCCAGCCGGUGUGGCAGGCUCCCACCGAGUAGGCUGGUUCAUAAACGCUAGCUAUUCAGACAUCUUAUCCGAUCUCGGCUGCGUACAGCCCGCCUCGCCUGGAUAGACCCGCAGGCAUAUACAGUAGAAUACGAAUGCACCUGUGACAAAGUC